Molecule: messenger RNA, 1183 nt
Organism: Vombatus ursinus (common wombat)
Lineage: Eukaryota; Metazoa; Chordata; Mammalia; Diprotodontia; Vombatidae
Gene: OVCA2
Product: OVCA2 serine hydrolase domain containing
Exons: 2
Coding region: 91-759 (222 amino acids)
Biological process (GO): response to retinoic acid
Cellular component (GO): nucleus; cytoplasm
Source: RefSeq, a predicted model, not a curated record
GGUCACGCCCCUUGAGCUCAGCCCGCCCCCAGUCACUUCCGCUUCCGCUCGCGGCCGAGCGGUUUCCGGUUCUCAGGGCUGGAGGUCGCCAUGUCGGAACCACGACCUUUGCUGCGGAUUUUGUGCCUGGCUGGCUUUAGACAGAGCGAGCGCGGCUUCCGCGAGAAAACCGGGUCUCUGAGGAAGGCGCUGCGGGGCCGCGCCGAGCUCCUGUACCUCAGCGGCCCGCACCCCAUCCCAGAGCCCGCCCCGCCGGCUGGGCCCCAUUCCCCGGAGGAAGAACCUCGAGGUUGGUGGUUCUCAGAUCCGGAGGCAGCCGUGUUCUCCGCCCUGGAAGAGCCAGCUGAAUGCCGAGGCCUGGAGGAAGCCUUAAGUGUCAUUGGCCGAGCGAUGGCCGAAUGUGGCCCCUUGGAUGGACUCCUGGGUUUUAGUCAAGGGGCGGCAUUAGCAGCCUUGGUGUGUGCGCUGGGGCAGGCUGGUGACCCCCGCUUCCCCCUCCCUCGAUUUGUCAUCUUGAUUUCCGGUUUUCGCCCGAGAGGCCCCAAACUCGCCCAGCCUUUCCCGCAGGCACCUCUGUUGCUACCUUCGCUGCACGUGCUGGGAGAGACUGAUAGAGUCAUCCCUUCUCAGGAGAGUCUUGAACUAGCUGGUUGCUUCUCCGGGGCGGUCACUCUCUCCCACCCUGGUGGCCACUUCAUUCCAGCCGCUUCUCCCCAGCGCCAAGCAUAUCUCAAGUUCCUGGACCAGUUUACAAAGUGAGAUUUCAGGAUUCCCUAGACCCUCCGUCCCCCCAACCGAUCAUUAAGGAUACUUGAAGCUCUAGGCCAGGCACCCUUUUACUGGCAACCCUGACGUGGGUUCAGCUCCUGGCCUUCAUUGAUCAGCUAAUAGAGAUGUUGAUCGUACCCUUGGGCUCAGACUAUGCCCAUCCUCCGGAGACGAGCAGGGUUGUGAACUCUGCAGUCAGAUGAAGGAGGAUUCAGCUGGGAAGAGAGCAAGCGGGCUGAGACACACUGGACAGAUUUUCCUGUGCUAUAGUUUCUAUGGCAAGAAAUGGGCUGAUUGACCUGUAGGGAAUUUAGGGUGGGUAUAUUGGGCUAAAAGUGGACAGGAAAGGGGUUGGAUUCAGAGAAAUGUUAGUACUGUAAUUGCCACCCAAUAAAGCACAUAUUUUGGUAUUUGA